AGCUCCACUGUUCACUCGGGGUCAUAGAGACAACAGACAGAGCUCAAAAAAAGACUCAAAGCUUCCAACAGCAUCUUUUCCUAAGGAACCAAGAGACCAUGCGUCCAUCCUGCAUUCCUUCUGCUUGCUUUCUCUUGCUCUUAAGCAUUCAGCUCCUCAGUGCACUCCCACUGCAAAAUGGUCCCUUCACUAAUGAAGACAUGGAUGUCUUAAAGCUUUUGCUUGCCCGUCUGGAAGAGACAAUUCCAGCUCCAAUGCAAGAUCAGCCACAGCUGCCCAAAGUGCCAAAGCUGGAGGACGCUGUGGUUUCAGAGGAAGAUGGGCAUCCCCUGCCUCAGAUGGACGUGAGAGAUUACCUCUCAGCCCGAGACCUGAAGAAUGUGAAACUUGACUCUGGCUCCAAGAAAUAUUCUGCCUGUUUUGGGCGCCGAUUGGACAGGAUCGGUUCCAUGUCCACUCUGGGAUGCAAUACAAUUGGACGCAACAAUCCAAAGAGGAAAUGAAGUCUUAAGAGAAACUUCUACAUUGUUCACUGCAAUGAAUGCCAAAUGAAUUUUUAAAUGUGCAUUUAUAUUUAUUAGAAUAUUUAUUGAACUGUCUACAUUUGAAUUUGUAUUUAUAUAUGUCCUUAAUUUAAUGCUUCUCCAAUAGCGUUGUAUAUAUAAUAUUGUAAUAUUGUAAUGCAAACGUUCAAUAAAUCUUGAAAUCUGA
Molecule: messenger RNA, 711 nt
Organism: Pygocentrus nattereri (red-bellied piranha)
Lineage: Eukaryota; Metazoa; Chordata; Actinopteri; Characiformes; Serrasalmidae
Gene: nppb
Product: natriuretic peptide B
Exons: 3
Coding region: 99-503 (134 amino acids)
Biological process (GO): receptor guanylyl cyclase signaling pathway; neuropeptide signaling pathway; negative regulation of systemic arterial blood pressure
Cellular component (GO): extracellular region; nucleus; cytoplasm
Molecular function (GO): hormone receptor binding; hormone activity
Source: RefSeq, a predicted model, not a curated record